CCACGGUUGCCGUUGCCCAUCCAUCAUCAUCACCAUCAUCAUCAUCAACCUGCAAAUCGACAGCAUCAGCGCUACCUCGACCUUGGGAAGCUUAUCGCAUCAUCAACAAAAAGUCACGCGCGCGUUGACGUAGAUAGCCACCAACGAGCCGACAAGCUUUCGGUAGCCUCGACCCGCCAUCCAUCCAUCCAAUUCUCCACGCGCAAUCACGCGUCGUGUCCCUUUUCUGUCUUUUUUUAUUUUUUAUUUUUUUUCUUGUUUCUUUCCACCUCCCGAUCGGAAUCAGCAUCUGAUUGGAAUCCGACUUCGACCAUCGCGGCAUCCAUCACCCACGGUCCGUUGAUACUAGCUCUAGCUCUCUGACAUCACGUCGCCACCCGCUGCAACCCGGAUUCGUACCAUCACCCACUCCAUCACAUACCAUGUCUGACGACUCCACGACCAACGCGCCGGCUGCUGCGGCCGCGUCGCCAACACCGGCUGCUGAGAAGGAGGUCGUGCCUGCACCUGCGACUACCCAAGCCGGCGAGGCAAAGAAGGAGGAACCUGCCGUUGCCAAUGCCGCCGAGGAGAAGGCGGCCAGUGCUAGUGAGACUGCUGCGCCUGCGCCUAGCGAAGCGCCAGCCGAACAAGAGUCGGACAAGGCUGCCCGAGACACCGAGGACAAGCCCGUCGACAAGUCCGACGACAAGGUCACAGAUAAGCCCGAACAAGACCAAACAGAAAAGUCCGACGUUGAAAUGGCCGAUGCUAGUGCCGCCCAGACUCCCGCUCCCGAGUCGGCAGCGCAAACUCAGCAGACCGACGAUGCCAGUCCUGCUGCUUCCGCAGCCGCCACGUCCAAGAGCAAGUCUUCGAGCAGUCGUCGCAAGUCCGUCGGCGGUGGCUCUAAGCCCAGCAAGAAGGCUGGCAAGACGAAGCAGCUCCAUCUCGAUGCGCAGCCUGGCGACCACUACUACGUCAAGCUGAAGGGCUUCCCCCAAUGGCCAGUUAUCAUCUGCGAUGAGGACAUGCUUCCCCAGUCGCUCAUCAAGUCGCGGCCCGUCUCCGCCAUGCGUCCUGAUGGCACCUACCGCGAAGACUUUGCCGAUGGCGGCAAGAGAGCACACGACCGUACUUAUCCAGUCAUGUAUCUUCACACCAACGAAUUCGGCUGGGUGGUCAACACAGAGCUCAUCGAGCUCGAUCCUGCAGCCAUCAAGGAUAUGAAGAUGGACAAGAUGCGCAAGGACCUUGCAGCUGCGCACCACUUGGCUGCCGAGUCCCACCCCUUGUCUUUCUACAAGGAGGUUCUGCAGCGGUUCCAGGAGGAGCUGAUUGAGCAGGAGAAGGCCAAGGCUGCCAAGGCUGCCGCCACUCCCAAGGGAAAGAAGUCCAAGACCGCUGUCAGCGAGGAUGAGGACGUUGAGAUGGCCGAUGCGAGCGACGAGCAGCCCCAGACCGACAAGAAGAAGGCAAAGAAGAGAAAGGCAGAAGAGCCGGUAGAGGAAACUCCUCAGCGGUCAGAGUCGGUCAAGAAGCCCAAGAUAAAGUUGACAACUAAUUCGACCGCCAAGACCGCCAACGGUGCCGCGGCCACCCCCAAGACUGCUAAGCCCGCAGCGGAAGCGAAGGCCUCGAAGGCUAAGCCGGCCAAGAAGACUAAGGAGACGGAGGAGAAGAAGGGCGAGAAGGAAGCCGCUACUCCCAAGGAGCAAGAAUUGACGCCCGAGGAGAAACAUACUCGCAAGGAGCGUGAGGUGUUGUUCCUCCGUCAUAAGCUUCAAAAGGGCCUGCUCACCAGAGACCAGGAACCCAAGCCCGAAGAGAUGAAGGUCAUGUCUGAGUUCUUGACCAAGCUGGAAGCGUUCCCAGAUCUUGAAGUCAGCAUCAUCAGGGCCACGAAGAUCAACAAGGUGCUCAAGGCUAUUCUUAAGCUCGAGAACAUCCCCAAGGAAGAGGAGUUCAAGUUUAAGCCUCGCUCGCAAACACUGUUGGACAAAUGGAACAAGCUCCUUGCCGGCGAAGCUGCCUCCGCGUCCGCCCCCUCAGCUGAUAAGGAGGCUACCACUAAUGGCGUCAACGGCAAGGCGAAGGAGGCCGAGAAGGAGGCCAAGGAGAACGGCAGCAAGACCAACGGCGCCAAGGGCAAGAACGAAGAGCCGGUCACAUCUGACAAGGCUGAGGAGGCCCCCAAGGACAAGGAUGGCGACUCCAAGAUGGAGGAGGCCGAUGCGAAGGCCGAGGAGAAGGCCGAGAAGAAGGACAUGGAGGAGAAGACCGAGAAGAAGGAUGCGGAGGAGAAGACUGAGAAGGCAGAGACCGAAGAGACAAAGCCUUCUGAGACGGCUGAGGCUGCUGCCUGAGGAGGGUACGGGCUCAGUACUCCCGAGCAGCCUGUACAUCUUGGGUUGAGAGGGCAGCCGAUUUCAUGUCGCCAGUGCCGAACGAGCAAGCGAAAGUGUGUCCGGCCACCCUCCAAUAGCGGUCGGUGCGAUCGCUGUAUACAAAACUCUCUCGAGUGUCUCCCGUGUUCCUGACGAAUACGUAAAGGCCAGGAAACAGACAAGUUUUGUGUUUGUCUGCGUCCGAAUUGACGAUCAGGACUUGUGUGGAACUGUUUAAUAGUCGCCGCUUUGAAUAUGCUAUUAAGUGGAAGGCUCUAGGAAAUACGGAAAUCCUCAGAAGGCGAAAUAGUGGCGCAUUGAUGUUCCUUUUCUUGGACUUAGAUAUGGAAGUGCCGAAUGAGGAUUUCGGUCACAGUUAUGUGGAAGGGAGAGAGUCAGCGAAAGAAAGAAGAUGUUUCUGUAUAACUAGUUUGGUGGUGGUUUUGCAUUUCCUUCCUCCCUUUUUGAUUCCGUUUGGUGUCUAUCUGUCCAUCCGUUCGUCUUUUGGUCUCUCGCGCAACAUAUUCAUAUUCCACCAUUGGUCAUCAAAUCACUAUCUAAGGGUGUUAUUGUUUUGCUGUUGUUCUUGUGGGGUUUGUUGGCUUUUACGAGAUACAUGCAUGCCUUUUCCUAGGUAUUCAGGCCGUACAGGAUUCUUCCUCAGGGUUUCAUCCGUCUUGUUGUUACAAGUAUCUGGAAACACGAAGAUCAGCGAAGGGGAUUCCAAAGGGGGGAAGGAAAAGCCAAGUUAUCUCAACGAGGUGGAUUGGAAGAAGAGAACGCCGAAAUAAUGAGUAUAAACAGGCACUACAACGAUCAUGAUGAUUUGGUUAUU
This is a messenger RNA of Neurospora crassa OR74A, 3201 nucleotides long. It is a transcript of the gene crf4-3, whose product is annotated as PWWP domain-containing protein. NCBI's taxonomy places the organism in Eukaryota, Fungi, Ascomycota, Sordariomycetes, Sordariales, Sordariaceae. The record is from RefSeq and is a predicted model, not a curated record. The coding region runs from base 423 to 2345 and encodes 640 amino acids. The transcript has 6 exons.